AUGGCGCCACAACAAACUCAACUAAUGGACCUCGCUCAACUUCAAAAGUACAACACCCCACAAAGGAAAGCUAAAAAACAACUCCCUCAGACAUUAGCGGAGAAGAGACAGAGGCAUUACCGGUCACUAUUAAGUGCGGCGGAGGAAUCGGUGACUCGGAGGCUAAGAGAAAAGGAAGCAGAAGUGGAGAAAGCUUCAAGGAGGAAUAAAGAGUUAGAAGCAAAAGCACCCCAACUGAGUAUGGAAUCUCAUGCGUGGCGACACAGGGCAAAGAUGCAAGAGCAUAUGACGGCGAAUUUCCAGGGUCAGCUUGAACGAGCAAUUACAUCAAGACCACCCACAAAGGAAAGCUGUCUCUAUUGGCCUCUGCUUAACUUUCAGAGAAAACCACCACCAACAACAACAUCAAUCUUUACAUCAUCAACCGCAAAAUUCUUUUUUAAAUUCCCUUCAAUCCUCUGCUCAAACAUCCGUCUUACUGUCUAUUCCGUCUGA
This is a messenger RNA of Oldenlandia corymbosa var. corymbosa, 495 nucleotides long. The record is from the annotation of a GenBank genome assembly. NCBI's taxonomy places the organism in Eukaryota, Viridiplantae, Streptophyta, Magnoliopsida, Gentianales, Rubiaceae.